ACGUCAUUGAGCUCGCGUCCUCGAUCCUUUCCUCCUCUCUCCCCCUCUCUCACUGCUUCCAUAAUUCGCUCUCACGUAGUCCUGUUGGGUUCGGUUCUCGGCUGCGGUUCCUGCCGAUUCCUUUUAUAACAUGAUUUCUGCCGGUCACACCGUGGUGUUCAGUCGCAAAUUGGUUGCCUCUGUCCUCAGACCCGCCCUUCUCACGCAAAGAUCGUUCCAAACCUCAGUCAUGGCUCCUGUCAAGGUUGGUGAUGCCGUUCCCUCCGUUGAACUUUAUGAAGGUGCUCCGGAUAAGAAGGUCGACUUGGCCGAGUUGACUAAGAGUGGGAAGAGCAUCAUCUUUGGGGUGCCCGGUGCCUUCACCCCCGGUUGUUCCAAGACUCAUUUGCCAGGGUUUGUGGCCAAGGCUGACGAGUUGAAAGGCAAAGGAAUCAAGGAAAUCAUUUGUGUGGCCGUCAACGACCCUUUUGUCAUGGGCGCUUGGGGUGAAAACCAGAAGGCCGAUGGUAAGGUGCGCAUGCUGGCCGAUACCCAUGGCAAACUGGCUCAAGCCCUGGAUCUCGAGGUGGAUUUGGCCGCUGUUUUGGGGACCAAGCGGAUGAAGCGCUUCUCCAUGGUUGUGGAGGAUGGCAAGGUCACCGAGGCCAACAUUGAACCCGACGGCACCGGCAUGACUUGCUCUUUGGCCGAAAAGAUCUCGGUUUAGACAUCUCGGGCCUGCUUCCAUCGAAUCAGUAUCCGUGAACUGGACCGAUCGCGUCCGAAGAAUCACGCCAAUUAUCCCCCCAAUUAUGAUUGGAUGGCAUAUAAAUGGAAAUAUUUCGCCUUAAA
This is a messenger RNA of Tigriopus californicus, 831 nucleotides long. It is a transcript of the gene Prx5, whose product is annotated as peroxiredoxin-5, mitochondrial-like. Gene Ontology annotation, biological process: cell redox homeostasis; cellular response to oxidative stress; hydrogen peroxide catabolic process. The record is from RefSeq and is a predicted model, not a curated record. NCBI's taxonomy places the organism in Eukaryota, Metazoa, Arthropoda, Copepoda, Harpacticoida, Harpacticidae. Gene Ontology annotation, molecular function: thioredoxin peroxidase activity. The transcript is spliced from 4 exons. Gene Ontology annotation, cellular component: mitochondrion; peroxisome; cytoplasm. Bases 131 to 706 code for a protein of 191 amino acids.